Molecule: messenger RNA, 1338 nt
Organism: Vitis riparia (riverbank grape)
Lineage: Eukaryota; Viridiplantae; Streptophyta; Magnoliopsida; Vitales; Vitaceae
Product: GDSL esterase/lipase 7-like
Exons: 5
Coding region: 38-1156 (372 amino acids)
Molecular function (GO): hydrolase activity, acting on ester bonds
Source: RefSeq, a predicted model, not a curated record
CUUGAUUUGAAAGCCAAAGAUAGAGGCAAAAGACAGCAUGGAAAUGGAGAAAGUGUGUGUGAGAGCCCAUGCUGCAUUCUUCCCAUUACUCUCAAUUCUGCUUGUGAAGCUGUCUCUGCUUGCUCAUGGUCAAGCCACUGCUCCUCUCACCCCUGCAAUGUUCAUCUUCGGGGACUCUCUGAUCGAUAAUGGAAAUAACAACUUCUUCCCCACCAUGGCACGCGCAAACUACUUUCCUUACGGGAUUGAUUUUGGCCUUCCAACUGGGCGGUUCAGCAACGGCCUUACAGUCGUUGAUUAUGGAGCGCACCAUCUUGGGUUGCCGUUGAUACCACCCUUUUUGAGUCCACUGUCGAAAGGAAAAAAGAUCUUGAGGGGACUCAACUAUGCCUCAGCGGCUGCCGGAAUUCUGGACGAGACUGGCCAGCAUUAUGGAGGAAGGACACCAUUCAAUGGACAGAUAUCACAGUUUGCGAUCACCACCUCACAGCAACUACCACCACUUUUUGGAACCCCCGGCGAGCUGACAAACUACCUUGCAAAAUCAGUUUUCUUGAUUAACAUUGGCAGCAAUGACUAUAUCAAUAACUAUCUCCUACCCAGAAGAUAUAUCAGCAGCUACGUCUACAGUGGAGAAGCCUAUGCAGAUCUCCUCAUUAAUAACCUAUCAAACCAGUUGUCGAAACUCUACAGGUUGGGUGCCAGGAAAAUGGUGCUGGUUGGGAUUGGUCCACUUGGUUGCAUACCUAGUCAACUAUCCAUGGCAAGCAGCAACAAUGGUUGUGUUGACCGAGUCAACAAUUUAGUCACUCUGUUCAACAGCCGUCUCAUUCAACUGACGAGCACUCUUAAUGCAAGCCUCCCAGGAUCUUUCUUCGUCUACCAGAACAGCUAUAAUAUCUUCUCUAACAUGAUCAGAGAUCCUUCGAAAUAUGGGUUUACUGUACCAAACAGUGCCUGUUGUGGGAACGGAAGGUACGGAGGGGAUCUAACCUGCCUUCCACUGGAGCAACCAUGUAAGAAUAGAGAUCAGUACAUCUUCUGGGAUUCUUUCCAUCCAACCCAAGCUGUCAAUGCCAUGAUAGCUGAAAGCUGCUACACACAGUCUGGAACUGAGUGCUAUCCUAUCAGCAUCUACCAGCUGGCACAACUUUAGAGAAACAAAAUCUACUGUGAAACAAACCCCGGCUGUUAAUGGUAGUGUAUUUUCCCAUAAGCGCCCAUCGUUUGGAACUGAAAAGGCUAUCAUUGUAAUUGGAAAUCUAUUUUUCCAUAAAUGGGCAUUGUUGCUAAGGACUAAGUCAUAAUGGAUACUCCUAGUAUUUACUAAAAGCUUCA